Messenger RNA from Ylistrum balloti, 4297 nucleotides. RefSeq lists its product as uncharacterized. The record is from RefSeq and is a predicted model, not a curated record. Lineage: Eukaryota; Metazoa; Mollusca; Bivalvia; Pectinida; Pectinidae. The transcript is spliced from 8 exons. Bases 350 to 1849 code for a protein of 499 amino acids.
AGGAACACAGAAUCGAGUAUAAAGCAUUGUUUUUAGUGGACAAUACCGAAGAAGAAAUGUGAUUGCAAUGGUGAUGCAGAUUUGGACCAUGGAGUGGACAAGAUGUUAUUUUUAAGACAAACCAGAUGCUCUUUUGUCAUGGCACUUAAUUUUCCUCCUUUUCUUCUAAUGUCAGGGGAUAUGAAACAAUCUAUUUCAAAUCCAACUUCUCAUAAAUGAAUGAAAAAUGUUUUAUUGCUAUUAGUAAUGUUUUCCAGAAAUUCCUGAUUUUAUUAAGUAAAAGCAUCUUAAUGAAGAAAUAGCAGAAUCUGGUUACGCCAUUCAUGUAAUUUUAAAAAAUCCAAGUAAAAUGAAGAAAAAGAAGACUAUCAUUUAUGCAAUAUUUAUUGCCAUUGGUGUAUAUAUGUGUGUCCAAGUAAGUUAUUUUAAUGAGGCAUAUAGCCCUCUCCAAGUUCUGUCAGAUGCCCGGAGUGAAGCAAAGCGUCUGCUUCGGUUUAUUACUCUACAACAUUUCCAAUGUAACUCCACUAUACAAAUCUCAAAUAACACAUACUGGCCCAUCUGUACAGAGAAGGAAGGAGGUGUUAACAUUGACACAAGGGGCAAGAAACUAGCAUAUUCUAUAGGACCUAAAGGUGAUUUAGAAUUUGAAAGGAUUAUUGCAAAAAAUUUGUCUUUUAAUCUGUACAUGUUUGGUACAGAUUUGCCAAGUUCUGACUUCUCUCUGUACUCGAACACCUCACGCAACAUGCAUAUGUCUGUUGUACCAAAUGAUCCGGCUGAUUUUGUACGCAACUCCUAUGAUACACAGACAGUUAAUAAUGUGAUGCUCAGUCUUGGCCAUACCUAUAUAGACAUCCUGAAGAUGGAUCACUUCAUGGACAGCAGUCAUUCACAUGAUGUCCUGUACUUCAUGAUCAAAGACAAGCUUCUUUCUCGUGUUGGACAACUCCAUAUUGCCCUCCACAUUGACAAAGUUGAUGAUGACUAUCUGUACAGUUGGUAUCGUGCUCUGUACAAUCUGUUCCAUGAUGCUGGAUUCCGUUUGUACCACACUGCUGCAAAUGACCAGCUCUGUCUUCAAGUCACCCUUAUGGAAUCCUGUGUUUAUUACAUGUCGUGGGUCAGGGACCCUGGUCCAAGAGCUUUUAUACUCUACCCACCUGCCCAGGAUGGAUCAGAGGAGUCAGAAGUGGAGCGUCUUGUGGACUAUCUGGAAAAUGAGGAUGCGUCUUGCUCUGAAAGUUUGGAUAUCAGAAUUAGUAAUUCCUUGCCCCUGGACAUCUGUUUGAAUGAAGGAUACUUACAUAAGCCUUGUAACAUCAUCAUUGUAAGGAACAAAGGUACAAGUAUUACAGUGUCCAGCCUGUCCAAAGGUCAAUGUCAUGCUGUGGUGCUGGAAACCCAAUUAUCUAGUUACAACUAUAACAUCAGUGAAUUCUUUGUGAAUGUUAAAGGGUCAUUGUUGCCUGCGAUGACCCACCACACCACCCUGAUUGAUGCAUUAGACCAACACCUUCACACAGGAAGUUCUAAUAUCCUGUACAUGGACAUGCCAGAACUGUUCUGGGACAUGAUUGGUCCUCUUCUUGACUCAGGACAUAUACAGAGUGUAAAUCAGCUGAUAGUAAAUGUUGAUGUUUGGAAUGAACUAAGUGUGAAGCCAUCACAUAAUAUUCGCAGAAGAUUCAGUGAACUUAAAAGAAUUGGAGCCUAUGGCUUCCAGAUUUACAAGUCAAUGACACUACUGGAUACCCAUGCUCUUCAUUUUCAGAGUAAUCUUAAAACAAACAGGAAAUGUUGUCAUAGAAUCAACUUUGUACGUACCAAGCAUGUCAGCAUUACAUAAUACACAAUGCUGGUUGUGAUAGAGUUUGUGAUGGAUGGAUGUGCUGUAGAGACCUGUUGGUAUAGUGUUAAUUGUGUUUAUUGAUUCAAGCUAUCGACUGAAAUGAAAGUGUUAAUAUGACUACGGAUUUGACUUUAUAAAUGAGCUCAAAACUGAACAAUCUGUGCCAUGCUGCAUUAAAUCACCAUCUUAUCUUAAUAUUUCCUACAUCUUCUUACAGUAUUGUCACUGGUAACAAACUAUGUCAGGCUAGCUAAAAUGUUAGUAAUAUGUUGUUUUUUUAUCAAAAAGUUGAUGAAAAAAUGCUGAGUAGUUAAAUGUAAUUUAAAAAUUAAAAAAUUAUUUAUUUUUAAUCAGGCAAGUCACAUGACUUUCCAUUUUUUGUUAACCAUAGAUAUUUUCAGUCUGUGGAAAUCCACGUGAUAGAUUAGGGAAUUUUAAGGUAUCAUUUUACUACAGAUAGCUGCUGUGAUGCAUAGAAAAUGUAUUUUGAUACAACCCCACAAAUAAUCCUGCUCCAGGUCUUUUUAUUUAAUGCAAAAAUAUCAUACAGUCCAACUUUUAAAAUGUAAGAAUUAUUUUAGAAGGUAGCAAUAUGAUAGCUGAAUAAGAUGAAUUGUAUUGGAGAUGAAAUGUAACUAAUAUACUUAGGAAUCAAUGGAUUGUUUGUUGUUAGCAACAUUUUUAGGUCACCUGAGACAAAAUCUCAUGGUGACCUAUUGUAAUCACCUUUUGUCCAGCAUUGUGUGUCACUAACUUUUAACAUUUUUGAUUUCAUCUGGAAAACUUUUGAACCAUUUUCAAUGCAAUAAUGCAGAAACCUUUCAUGGCCAUAGGUGUACCUAAAUUGUAAAUUGUACAGUCCCUACACCAUGUGGCCUGAUAGGUUGGGUCAAAAAGGGUCAAAUUGAUAGAAACUUAUAAAAUCUUUUUUUUCAAUACCAAAGUAUGGUGGAAUGAAAUACUCUUCAUGGAUAGAAAGGCCUUCAGAUGCUUUACAAAUAUUGUAAAUUUCAUGACCUGAAGGUUUCACAUUUCUCCAUGGGGAGGGGGUAAAAUACUAGUUUAUAAAGAAAAUAACAUUUUUGAACAUUAUUUUUGUAUUUUCUAUGAGAAAUAGUUCAAACUUUGUUAGAAUUAUUUGUGUAAGAUGACAAGUUUGAUGAUAUGCACAUAUUGAUUCUUGCUGAUCCCAGGGGCUGGUGGGCAGGUUUAAAAGGGGUCACAUUGACUCGUAUGUCAAAGAUCCUCUCAGUACUUGGAUAUGAUAGGAUCUAUUAAAUACUGUUGAUUGAUGGAAGAGUUCAAUAGGAAAAUUACGUUUUUGUGUGUAAUUUCCUUUAUUUCAAACUUGGUUAAAAGUCUUAGCACGGGACAGCAGUUAAUGUUUUGCACAGUUUACAUUUGCAUUACAUGUAUAUUGUAGUUAAAAUUAUCUAACUUGUAUUAACAAGAUUAUCUUUAAGAUGGAAACUUACCUAAAACUGACUUUGAGAAAGAAAAUCAAUUUUAAGAUUUUUUUCACCCGUUAAAAUACUGUACAAAUGAUUAUUUCCUUGGAUAGAUACAAAUGUUCUAUCCUUGUUUGAUACAUUGCUACAAAAUGAAGACCUUUCUUCCAAUAUGUGUUGUUGUGUAGACAAUUCAAUAAAUAAUUCAGAAUUAUAGGUAGGUGGUACAUAAAAUUGAACUUUUCAGAGACAUGCCUGUAAACUCAUCUUGUCUGAAGGAUCAAGAUGAGCUUCUGCCAUACCAUGUCGUCCCUUUGUCAGUCCUCCAUUUUAGAAUCCGUCAUUAUGAGUGCCCCAAUUCUCUUGGUAGAGCAAAUUCUUUAAAUCCUACUGUAGAAAUGAUAGGUUUUUGACCCAAUUUCUUUUGAAACAUUCUAGGAUGAAAGAGACUUUCGUAUAAAUAGUUCGACUGAACCCCUAGGGACGAAGACAUGGAGCCAAUGAGAAAUAUCUUAUAAACUUUUAGAAAUAAUUUUCCUUUAAUUUGUAUAAAACAAUCAGGUAAGCAAUACAGUCCCUAUGGAUCUCUUUUUACUGAAAUUAAAACCAUAACUCAUAUUACAUUGAAAUUGAGGGCUAGCAUUACUGAUGAAGUACAUAUAUUUCCUUGAACUUUUGAGAUCUAAGAUCUAAAGUCUACUGAAUUCUCUUACAGAUAAACCAUUAAUCAGACUAGAUAAGAUCUAAGUCUACUGAAUUCUCUUACAGAUAAAACACCAAUCAGACUAGAUAAGAUCUAAGUCUACUGAAUUCUCUUACAGAUAAAACACUAAUCAGACUAGAUAAGAUGUAAAGUCUACUGAAUUCUCUUACAGAUAAAACACUAAUCAGACUAGAUAAGAUCUAAGUCUACUGAAUUCUCUUACAGAUAAAACACUAAUCAGACUAGAUAAGAUGUAAAGUCUACUGAAUUCUCUUACAGAUAAAACACCAAUCA